This is a messenger RNA of Oryza sativa Japonica Group (Japanese rice), 582 nucleotides long. RefSeq names its product E3 ubiquitin-protein ligase EL5-like. The record is from RefSeq and is a predicted model, not a curated record. NCBI's taxonomy places the organism in Eukaryota, Viridiplantae, Streptophyta, Magnoliopsida, Poales, Poaceae.
AUGGGGAGCGUGAAGAAGAAGGCCACGGCCAUGGCGCAGAGGAGCGCCCACCACGGCAAUCGUACCUCAUCCUUGAAGACGGUGCAGAGCACCAGCGCCUCCGCCAUGGCCAACGCGGCGGCUGGCGCCGGCGGCGAGGACGCCGGGAGACCUCAGGCUCAGGUUCAGGUGGCGGCGGUGGAGGUGCGGUCGUACUUCCCGUUCCCGUACGCCGCCGGCCCGUUCCGGCCCUCCGCGGGCGGCGGCGGCGGCGGCGUGAGCUUAGGGACUCAUCAGGCUGAUCAGCCGCCGGCGCCGGAGGUGGUGGCGGCGCAGCAGCAGCUGCCGCACUUCCCGUACGCGCCGCGGGGCGGUGGCAGCGCCAGCGCGUCGUUGUCGGUGGAGUGCGCGAUCUGCCUGGAGCGGCUCCGGCGCGGCGAGCUGUGCAGCGAGUUGCCGGAGUGCCGCCACGUGUUCCACCGGGACUGCGUCGCGCUGUGGAUCAAGAGCAAGAGCACGUGCCCGCUGUGCAGGGCGCGGAUCUCGCCGUGGUUCUCGGGAUCGAUCGGAGCGCCGCCGCCGCCGCUCGCUGACAUGGUGUAG